AUGAAGAGGGGGAGAGCAGUUCUUAUAGUGAAGGUAAUAUUCGUAGUGUGCACUGCAAUCAUGAAUGAUGUCGCCACCGCAAAAGCCGAUCACGCAGAUCGUAUUUUGCCGUUGAAGAAAAAGAUGACGGUUAUCAACGGACUCGAGGGUAAUUUGCAGCUAACGGUACAUUGCAAGUCAAAAGACGACGAUCUUGGAGUUAGGGUGUUGGGACCGGGACAAAGCUUUUACUUUAAGUUCUGGACAUGCGUGUUUGCCUCGACCUUAUUUCAUUGCUCUUUCGAGUGGCCGGGUAGCGGCGGGAUUCAUCGGUUCGAUAUAUACGAUGAUCGGCACGAUUACCUGGAUUGCGCGUAUUGCGAACGGCUUGUCAAGCCAUUCGGGGUUUGUAAGUAUACUGGGCGAACUAAGAAAUUUGACAGGUGUUUUCACUGGAAAAAUGAGAGCAUGUGA
Messenger RNA from Linum tenue, 453 nucleotides. Lineage: Eukaryota; Viridiplantae; Streptophyta; Magnoliopsida; Malpighiales; Linaceae. The record is from the annotation of a GenBank genome assembly.